AGCGGGGGGGGGGGCGGGGGGAGGGGGGGGGGCCUGCACACUGGGGGGGCGGCACUGGGCGGGAGGGGGGGCACUGGGGCGGGGGGGGGGGGCGGGGGGCGGGGGGGGGGGGGAGGCUGGGUACAAGUGGGCGGGCGGGGGGGGGUGAGGCACUGCACUGGGCUCUGGCACUGGGAUGGGGCGGUCCGGCUAGGGACGAGGGGGGGGGGGCGGCUGGAGGCCUGGGGCGAGGCCUGGGGGGGGGGGGGCGGGGGUGGGGGGGGGGGCC
Molecule: messenger RNA, 268 nt
Organism: Dicrocoelium dendriticum
Lineage: Eukaryota; Metazoa; Platyhelminthes; Trematoda; Plagiorchiida; Dicrocoeliidae
Source: the annotation of a GenBank genome assembly